Messenger RNA from Xenopus laevis (African clawed frog), 4852 nucleotides. It is a transcript of the gene tex2.2.S, whose product is annotated as testis expressed 2, gene 2 S homeolog. Gene Ontology annotation, molecular function: lipid binding. Lineage: Eukaryota; Metazoa; Chordata; Amphibia; Anura; Pipidae. The transcript is spliced from 13 exons. Gene Ontology annotation, cellular component: endoplasmic reticulum; endoplasmic reticulum membrane. Bases 280 to 3504 code for a protein of 1074 amino acids. The record is from RefSeq and is a predicted model, not a curated record.
GCCUUUGCUAUGGGCAGGCCUGGUAAAUGGAACGCAGAGUUAGCUGAUCCAGUAGACUAGCAGUGAUUGGCGCUGUCUGCUGCCGCGUCUCACUGCUUCGUUCCUGUCAGACGGCCCUUGGUAGAGACGGGCGGCUGGGAAAUGAGACUCGGGGACGGCGCUGACACAGUUUAACAAGUCUGAAGACAUUUUCUGGUGGAGGAAGAGAAACUCAUAAAGGACAGAGAUCAUGGAACUCUAUCAAUGUGCCUGAGAUCCUGACACAUUUUUCAGACUGCAAUGACAAGCGUGGACAGCAGCCAUGCAGAUAAAACACGCCACUCCUCCUCCAAACAUCCUGCACCAAAAGUGGAGGUGCACAGAUCUGUCUCCAGAGAAACCAUCACUAUUCAUUUCUCGGCUGCUGGGAAGGAAGAGGAAGAGGAGGAGGAGGAGGAGGAAGAAUUUAAGGAGCCCCUUGAGGAGUUUGAUGACCAAAGCAUUGUAACAGGUGAAGAAGCCAUGGAAGAGCUUUACUUUGAUCCCGGCACACAGACAGAUUCUUGUCCUGCAAAGAUUGAAUCAACAUCUUUAUCACCUUCUCAGAUUAUGACAACAGUAGAUACUGUCCAAGCAGUUGAUUCACUAGCAUCCAAAACAGACAGCACAUUGCCAAUACCAUUGUCAUCCUCUUCAUCAAUCUUGUGUCCAGAACCAAAUGAAACUAAUAUUGCAUCUUCCACAAAGCAAGGAACUUCAGUAAGCUUAUCACUAUCCAGGGUUCCUGCUUUGUCCAGCUCAACCCCUGUGCCACCCAUUUCUAGUUCUAAACCCUUUAUGAGUUUGGUUAAAUCCCUUUCCACUGAGGGAGAACCAAAAGAGCCAACCACAACCAUAAGGCACAGACACUUAAUGAAGACUCUAGUCAAGUCAUUAUCAACGGACACUUCAAAGCAAGACUCAGAGUCUUUCAAGGGAAUAGACUCCAAACUGAACUUGCAUUUGUUUAAACAGUUUACCCAGCCUCGCAUUACUGGUGGAGACUCUAAAACUGCCCCCUCAUCUCCCAUCACUUCCCCUUCAGACGGUCGUUCAUUUUUUAAGGUCACCGAAAUGGAAGCUAAAAUAGAAGACACUAAAAGGCGCCUCUCGGAAGUAAUGUAUGAACCUUUUCAGCUUCUAAGCAAAAUGAUAGGUGAGGAACCUUUAAACUACAGGCCCAAAGCCUUAUCAUCAAGCGCGUCAGAGCUUUCCAACCUAUCUAGCCUAAAUGGUCAUCUUGAAAGCAAUAACUAUAGCAUCAAAGAAGAAGAGGGGGAUUUAGAGGCCGACUAUUCCACUAUUGAAGACAUUGCUUUGAAGGAUAAACAGCCAAAAACAAGUAGUGAGCACACAAAGGCUUCAUCAGCUCUGGCUCUGGAGAAAUGCUCUCUAUCUGCACUAGCGAGUAAGGAGGAUGAGGAGUUCACAGAGUUAUAUUCUGAAGACUUUGAUUUUGAAGAGGAAGCAGAGGAUCGCCUUGGGGAUGUAUCAGAGGCAGAGGAAGGUAGUGGGACACAUUCUUUAGAGGAAGAGCUCCUGUAUGAGGAAUGUUCUGAUAUUCCUGUAAAAACACUAUACUUCUUUGUAUUAGCGGUUUAUGGAUACCAAACACUCCCUCUUCCCAGUUACUUAGAUGGGCUUUUUUUGGGGGUUGCCCUUGGUUUUAUGGCUGCCAUUUGUGUCAUUUGGCUUUUUUCAUCUACCAAUUCUCGCCAGCAUAAAGUGCUUUCACAUCAGCAACCACUUAAAGUGGAACCUUUACAAAUCAGUGAGCCUGAUAUCAUGAAGGGCUGGAUGAAUGAAAUCCAGAACUACGACCCAGAAACAUAUCACGCUACGCUGACGCACUCCAUCUUUGUUCGCUUAGAAGGAUCAACGCUGAGACUGUCCAAGCCCAACAAAAAUGUUUCACGAAGAGCCAUAUACAAUGAAGCCAAGCUGGAUGUGGUCUACAUCAGCCAGAAGAUAUACGAUCUUGUGGACAGCAAAGUAUAUCUGGUACCUAAGAGUCUGGCUCGCAAGCGGGUGUGGAACAAAAAAUACCCCAUAUGUCUGGAGUUGGCAAGACAGGAUGACUUCAUGUCCAAAGCUCAGGCUGACAGAGAGGCUGCAGAGGAUAAGGUGGAUAAAGGGGAGCAAACAGAGGAUGGCAGUAGGGCAGUGCCUACUCAGGAUUCUAGCAAAGCACCUGGGCACCUGGAACAAGUGCUUUAUCUGUUUGGGAGAACGGGCAGAGAAAAGGAAGAAUGGUUCCGUAAAUUUCUGCUGGCGUCCAAAAUGAAAUCAGAUGGGAAGAAAGCAAGCAACCCUACAGGAAUAAAACCAGGACACCUCCUAACACACAGUCGAAACAGCAGCAGAGGGAGCAUGGAUGAAGUCCUGGCCCAAUCAAAGCCAAAGGAGAUCUCUGGGAAUGUCCGGCAGAAGUCGCUUUUGGAUUAUAAUGUUUACAUGGCGAGGUGUAUCCCACAGGAGGAGUGCAUGCCCGACGAAAGUCCUGCACACAGUGCCAACAGCAGCCCCACAGCCACAAAAAAGGUUCCCGGGGAGCAUUUGGCCGGGGCAGAAGAGAUGCAGGCCUGGGUGAAUGCGCUGCUCGGAAGGAUGUUUUGGGACUUUUUGGGAGAGAAGUACUGGUCAGACCUGGUGUCUAAAAAGAUCCAAAUGAAACUUAGUAAAAUAAAGCUGCCCUACUUCAUGAAUGAACUGACCUUGACGGAACUUGAUAUGGGUGUAUCUGUGCCGAAAAUCCUUAGAGCCUUUGAGCCAACCAUCGAUCACAGAGGUCUGUGGACAGAUCUGGAAAUUUCCUACAAUGGUUCUUUCCUGAUGACACUGGAAACCAAAAUGAACUUGACCAAACUGGGUAAAGAGCCACUCGGUGAGGCCUUGAAAGUAGGAGAGAUUGGCAAAGAGGGUGCCAGACCUCGGGCGUAUUACCUGGCAGACAGUGAUGAGGAAUCCUCCAGUGCUGGUUCUUCUGAUGAAGAUGAUGGAACUGAAGUAACAGGAGACAAACAGCUUACUCCUGGCUCAGAAGGGUACUCAGGGGUGCAUAGGACAAGCAAAAUCAUGCGAUUUGUCGACAAAAUCACCAAGUCCAAAUAUUUCCAGAAGGCCACUGAGACGGAGUUCAUCAAGAAAAAGAUAGAAGAGGUCUCUAAUACCCCCCUCCUACUCACUGUGGAGGUGCAGGAGUGUCAAGGAACCCUAACAAUUAACAUUCCACCGCCUCCUACAGACAGGAUAUGGUACGGCUUCCGUAAACCACCUCAUCUGGAACUGAAGGCACGGCCAAAACUCGGGGAGAGGGAGGUAACACUGGCUCAUGUGACGGACUGGAUAGAACGGAAAUUAGAGCACGAGUUUCAGAAAAUCUUUGUUAUGCCAAACAUGGAUGAUCUUUACCUUCCCAUCAUGCACUCUGCAAUGGACCCACGUUCUUCAAAAGAAGCAGAUUUGGAGGCCAUAGACAUACCGUGAAAUGUGAACCUCACUGUUUACAGUAUUACAUUGUCUUUUCCACUUUCUGUUUCUUGUGCUCUGCACACAUUACUAUAACCUGGCACUCUUAGGUAAUGAUGUGUGAAAGUCAGCGGCAUUUGGACCCUGCACGGUACAGCUAGACUCUUCUGGCUGGUUUAAUUCAGCCCUCGCUGCCAUUCUUCCCCUAAAGUGCAAGCUUUGUGGCCAAUGAAGGAACUUGUACAUCUGAGCACAUACACAGCUAUGAUACCAUUUGCAUUUGGGACAUUUCUCUUAAGAUGAUAUGGUGCCCUUAACCUGUCCAACAUAUCUGCAUUCUUACUGUGGCGCCCAUUUCCAAUAGGUACCAUAGUAGUGUGCAGUGGAAAAAGUGGGUGUCAAUUAUAAGUACAGGCCUAAUUUUGUAAGGAGGUGGAUAAUCUUUGCUAUUGUGAGGCACUACAUUGUUGUCUGAAUGGUGCCAGCUGCCAUGGUACUGACAAGAUACCUUUUGUAAGGUAAUAAUGGUAAUUGGGAGCAGUCAAUUUAUAAGGUUGAAGGAAUAAUUUACAAAUGCAAGCCGCCAUUUUUCAUAUGAGUUAAACAUAAUUGCAAGAGUUUCCCAGCACCAGGAAUUCAUGCUGCAGGCACAGUUCUUCUGCAGGAUAAUCACUAGUGAACCCUUUAUGCCCACAACUUCCAGUAGUGGCGAGUAAAAUGCUGUCGCUCAGCUUGGUUAUGUUGGCUCGUUUUGGGUGCUUUAUGUUUUGCGUUGUCUGCUUUAUAUUGUUUAAGAAUUGUGACAUUUGUGUAAUGAUCUAAUGAAGACUGAGGCUGCUGGCAGGUAACUGACAUUUUAAAUGUGUUGCCUGACCACAUGCCCUGUGUCCCAGCGCCCCCUAGUGAAGAAGGUGGGUAUGUGACGGCCACGCUCACUGCUGCUUAGUUCUGCAGCCAUGGAUUUCAGUAUACCACAUAAUUGCACAAUUUUAUUGGUGGGCAUGUAACACUAAAAAUUAAGAAAUAGUUUUAACACUAAAGUAUUUUUAAAUUGAAGGAACAGGUACUCCCCUUAGAAGCAGCUCUUUUAAACAGCCACACCCUUUAUUAGUUGCUCUGACCCAGGUAUCUGAUUAGUGCUAUUAUAAUGCCCUUAUUUGGCCCAAUGCCCUAAGCAUCUCUCCCACAGUCACAUAUACAGUGAUGUUAGGGGGGUAUAAGGGUGAAGACACACAGAGCUACUAGUAGCAGCUACUUGUUGCAAAAUACCCUGCCACAAACAACACUGAGAAUUGCCUCUGCUAAAACACAUUUAAGGCAGAGACACCAGCUGCAAUUCGGGGAGAUUAGUCGCUGGGCGACAAAU